Messenger RNA from Rotaria sp. Silwood2, 1506 nucleotides. NCBI's taxonomy places the organism in Eukaryota, Metazoa, Rotifera, Eurotatoria, Philodinida, Philodinidae. The record is from the annotation of a GenBank genome assembly.
AUGUUAGCAUAUCAUGAUGCAUCCAUGGGUUUUGGUGCUGUUCGUACAGAUGACAUAUUGUCAUAUGAUAAUAAUCAUCGUUAUGUGAAUCAUCAACGUCAACAUGAACUUACUGAAUUAGAAACAUCAAAACCACGACAAUGUUUAAGAAAAACAACACAAUUUUUAUUUUCACAUAUUGGUUUAGUUGGUCUUGUUGUUGUUUAUGCUGUAGCUGGUGGAUUUUUAUUUCAAUUACUUGAAGAACGUCAAGAAAAACUCAAUUGUCAAGAAGCACAAAGUGAACAAAUUGCCGAAAUAAAUAAGCUAAAACAAAAACUUGUUAAUUAUAUACAAAAAAAUACUACAUCAUCAAUAGUUUUUUCUACAGUUGAAAAAGAUAAUUCUACCAUUGCAUUUGCGAAAAUUGGCUCUAUGUUAUAUGAAUAUCGAAAAUUUAUUAUUCGUGGAAAUCAAAAAUAUCAAUAUUAUAUUAGUGAUUGUGGACGUGUCCGUCAAUGGACAUAUGCUAAUUCAUUACUUUUUGCAAUUACAAUUAUAACAACUAUUGGUUAUGGAAAUAUAACACCAACGACAUGGGAAGGGCAAUUAGGAUGUAUAUGUUAUGCGACAAUAGGUAUACCAAUAUUUCUUUUAUGUCUAGCAAAUAUAAGUGGUGUACUUGGUGAAAUGUUUCGUUUUCUUUAUGCUAAAGUCUUAUGUGCACCAUGUUUGUUUGUAAGAAAUCGUCGUAGAUUAGCAAAUACGAUUAAGCUUGAAGAAGAAAGUGGAAUAGGUACAGAUAGUAUACAUUCUAAUGAUGGAACAUUAGAUGAUAAAAAUAAGAAAAAUUCAUUAAAAAAACUAUCAAAUACAUUAAUAAUUGAUGAUGAAUUAAAUGAAGAAGAAAAACGAAAAUAUCACCGUGUUGCUGUACCAUUAACAGUUACCAUGAUUAUUAUUGCAGCAUAUAUAUGGAUUGGUUCUGCUUUAUUUCAUAGUUUUGAAGGUUGGUCGAUGACACAAGCGGGAUAUUUUUGUUUUAUUACAUUGGCAACAAUUGGAUUUGGUGAUUUUGUUCCUGGUCAACGAAAGGAUGAUGCAAAUUCAAGUGCAAAACUUCUUCUUGGAGCUAUAUAUGCUCUUUUUGGCAUGGCUAUUUUAGCAAUGUGUUUUGACUUAAUGCAAGAAGAAAUAGUAGCAAAAUUUCGUUGGAUUGGUACAAAACUUGGUAUUAUUGACAAAGAUGAUGAAGAUAUUAAUCAAAUAGAUAAAACAUUCGAUACUAAUAAUAAUAAUCGUUCAUCGACAUCAUCAUCAUCAAUCAAUACUUCUAAUGUAAUAAUAAAUACAAGUCGUACAAUAGUUGAUAACGAAAAUGAAAAUGAUCUAUCCAGACAUCGUAAUUCAAGUGCAGCACGUAAAAUUAGUUCAUGGAAUAAUCCAGCUCGUAUUCAUCCAAUAGAAUCUGGCGGAGUAAAUGAAGCCACUUUGCAUCAACGAGUAGCCGCCAUAAAACUCAAUUAA